Messenger RNA from Knipowitschia caucasica, 1083 nucleotides. Lineage: Eukaryota; Metazoa; Chordata; Actinopteri; Gobiiformes; Gobiidae. The record is from the annotation of a GenBank genome assembly.
AUGAUGUCACAGGCCCGGUGCACACGUUGCUGCUCCUACUCUUCCUGUUCCCGCUCCCCCUCCUUCUGUUCCUACUCCUCAUCCUUCUCCUCUUGCUCCUCCUGCUCAUUUGGCUCCUGCUCCUCCUUCUCUUGCUCCUCCUGCUCCUUUGGCUCCUCCAGCCCUUUUGUCUCCUGCUCCUCCUCCUCCUGCUACUCCUUCUCCUCUUCCUCCAGCCCCUUUGUCACCUGCUCCUCCUUCUCCUUUGGCUCCUCCAGCCCCUUUAUCUCCUGCUGCGCCUGCUCCUCCUUCUCCUCCUGCUCCUCCUUUUCCUCUUCCUCCUCCUCCUCUUGCUCCUCCUCCAGCCCCUUUGUCACCUGCUCCUUCUCCUCCUCCUGCUCCUCCAGCUGCUCCUACUCUUCUUGUUCCCGCUCCCCCUCCUUCUGUUCCUACUCCUCAUCCUUCUCCUCUUGCUCCUCCUGCUCAUUUGGCUCCUCCAGUCCCUUUGUCUCCUGCUCCUCCUUCUCUUGCUCCUCCUGCUCCUUUGGCUCCUCCAGCCCUUUUGUCUCCUGCUGCUCCUCCUCCUGCUACUCCUUCUCCUCUUCCCCCAGCCCCUUUGUCACCUGCUCCUCCUUCUCCUUUGGCUCCUCCAGCCCCUUUAUCUCCUGCUGCUCCUGCUCCUCCUUCUGCUCCUCCUCCUGCUCCUCCGUCUCCUCUUCCUCCUCCUCCUCUUGCUCCUCCUCCAGCCCCUUUGUCACCUGCUCCUGCUCCUCCUCCUGCUCCUUCUCCACCUGCUCCUCCUCCUCCUCCUCCUGCUCCCUCAGCCCCUUUCUCACCUGCUUUUCCUGCUCUUCCUCCUCCUUCUUUUUCUCCUCCUCCUCUUCCUCCCCCUGCUCCUCUUGCUCCUCCUGCUCCUCCUGGGUGUCAGUGGGUAGACCCAGGCUGACACAGGGGUCUCUGUGCAGGACUACAGUGGUGUGUUGUGGCUGGAACAGGAGGCCCCUGUCCUGGAGCGAGGCCUGUGUGUGUCCUUUACCUGCUCACGCUACAUUUAGAAACAACAGCAGAAAAAACCUCCAGAUCCACUCACUUUGGAGAGUCUGA